Molecule: messenger RNA, 410 nt
Organism: Cucurbitaria berberidis CBS 394.84
Lineage: Eukaryota; Fungi; Ascomycota; Dothideomycetes; Pleosporales; Cucurbitariaceae
Exons: 1
Coding region: 92-277 (61 amino acids)
Source: RefSeq, a predicted model, not a curated record
UUUUUAAGCAUACCCCAAAGCCGACAUUGCAUUGGAUAGCUGAAGAGCUCACCUAUGAGGCGCUUCACACAAGCCCAGCAAUACAUAUCCAAUGUUUACAGAAACUGUGCAACCGCCCCAGAUGUACUCGACUAUAUGGAGAGCGACAGAGCUAAUUGUAGUGAAAGCAGCAGUAUACACAUCAGUAAUAGUUACAGUGACACCAACCCAGUACACAGCAUCCUUGGACAGCAAAAGUCAAUGCAUGUCUGACCCACCUGCUCACUCCUCAUCCUAAUCUUGAUCCUUCUCCCGAUUCGAUCGCGAUUCCGAUCCCAAAUCCGACGUGCCGGGUACGUUGAUAACACAAAGGAAUUAUAUCAUGGGGUCGUGUCAUGUCCUCUCCCACCCCUUGCGUAGAUCAGGGGCAC